Messenger RNA from Cylicocyclus nassatus, 2046 nucleotides. The record is from the annotation of a GenBank genome assembly. Lineage: Eukaryota; Metazoa; Nematoda; Chromadorea; Rhabditida; Strongylidae.
CAGAUAACGAGUCAUGCUCUGUGUCACGAUUCGAAUCUAAGAAUUUGCGACAUUACUGCAAUCCUACUCAACUUUCGACCUACUUCGAAUGGUGCUAGAGCCCAUCGAAUUCUCAGAGUGCUAUGGGGAUACGCCCUGGUUUCGUCAGAGUCUAUACCAACAUGAAGUAGCGUUGGAUAACACCAUGAAAAACAUGAAAAAUAUUGAAUCACAAUGCCGUAAACUGAUUGCAAGUACCAAAAAAUUAUCAGUCGCUCAACGAGAGUUCGCUGACACUUUGAAGGAAAUGAAUAUCGAGGUUGAACACUCAGCAGCGGACAGCGAAAAAGCAUUCGAUAAAUGCUUGCAUAAGUUUGGUCAAGUCGUCGGUGAAGUCGAAGUAGAGCGCAUGCAGCUUCUUGACAAAGCAGAAUUCGAGUGCUUGAAACGUCUUGAAAGGUUCCGAGAAGAUGACGCAAAAAAAGUCUUACAAGAGGAAAAGAAAAAAUAUGCAAAGGAAGCUAAGAAGUUCCAGCAGAAUCAAAACAAGUAUCUGAGUAUGAAAACGGAACGUGCCAAAGACUUUCGCGAAGCCGACAUACAGAUGAACAGGCAGCAGGAAGAAUUUCGCAAAGCCUCUCUGCAGUAUGCAGCGGAUUUGAAAUUAUUUCAAGGAAAAAUGCAGUUUGAGUUUUUGGACACCCUCAGCACUUUUCUUAAUGCUUGGAUGAACUUCUAUCACGCUGGUAAUGCUAUCCAAGAGAGCCUCAGACCAUUUGUGGUCGACGUCAAGGACGAGGUAUCCAAGGCAAAAGAGCGUUACACAAAACUGGCUUCGGAGACGCCGGAUAUCACCGAGGAUAUGCUCCAAAAUGGGCCUCGACGUGCAAGUCUAGUCAAUGAUACAAGAUUUGAAUUUGCUUCAUGUGGAUCAAGAAGGCCAAUCAAGGAAGGCUAUGUCAAUGUGCAAGAAAAGAAAAAGUGGACCAAGUACUACGGUGUGUACACGCAAGAGAGUCGCAUGCUUACCUUGGUUCCCAUAAAACAAGCGUCAAAAGCGGAUUUGAAUGAAGUGUUGGAGACGUCCACAUCCUACAAGGUACUGCAGCGUGAACGAGCUCCUUAUGACAGAGUGCAGAAACGAUUCUGUAUUGACGUAACAGUUGGAGAGCUAAUCGAUGGAUUAGUUCUACAAGCUCUUUCUGAAGAAGAUUGUCGAGAAUGGGUUGACGCCAUGGAUGAGAAUCAGAUUGUCAUCAACAUGAAGAAAUCAAGAUCAGAAGCGGGGAGAUUACCGGCUGGGACGGUGCUUCCACCCCCUCCUGGAAGAACAGCACCGGAUCCCUUCGCCGUAGACUGGGAGUCACGCGAAGCCAGAAGAGGAGGUGUUCAAUAUGACGAACCUGAAACAUCAACCGCUCAUGGAAGGAGAGAGCCCGAAAAUUUCGUAGGGCGCACGCCUGUAUACGCGGCUGAAGAGCCGCGAGAACCCCACUUUCAAGCACCAAUCAGAGAGUUCGAAGAAACCUUACACGAAAGUUACGCGAAAGCGACGGAGCCGCAAACCAAAAACGUUAAAGAAACGGUUUACUAUGAAGAACUACUGUGGCCGGCUGAAGAACUCCGUUACUUACCCCUGCCCUCUUCGGUAACAGAUUAUGAAGAAUCAUUCUAAGGACUUUCACCAACGGAAUGGGAAACCGGAAGAAAUGUUGAACAGACAUUCAAGAUUUGAAGAUGUCGCGACUUGUCUCAAGUUCCACAUAUUUUUUUCCUGUCUAAGAUAUUCAUGCAUCUCAUAAUCGAUUAGAUUGUAUUGAUUGUAAAUUGAUAGUUGAUUGCACUUCUCAUUCUAUCGGCUUCCAAUUGAUUUUAGAAGAUUCAAAAUUGCAGUUUGAUUACAUGAUUUCUAUAACUUUGCGGAGGGUGCUAACUUUUUGCUUUGCAAAGAAUUGUAGUUUUUUCAAAUGAGAAUCAUUUGUUAGUUAUAAUCUCUAUUUUCAGCAGAAUUUGUUUGAACUAACCGCCGCAGUUUUGUAAACCGCAGCAGAUAGUUUGUGUAAUCAU